UGCUAAUUAAGCAAUAAGACACGACAAGCUUCUUUGUCCCCUCCGUGCGCUGUCUUGUGUGUCUCUCUCACUCUCACCAAGUCUAGCUAGUCUAGUCUAGUCCUACAUUACACUAGCUAGCUCUCCCUAGCACAGCGAGCAGCACAGCCACGCACAGCGGUCAGUCGCCUCGAGGAGCUUGUCGAGAGCGCGACCGCGAGGAGGAGGGAGCAUCAAGCAAGCAAGCAAGCGCCAUGGCGGCGGCGUCCAACGGCGAGGGCGGCCACGGCCAAGGCCGGUUCGACGUGAUCGUGGUGGGCGCGGGCAUCAUGGGCAGCUGCGCGGCGUACGCGGCGUCCUCCCGCGGCGCGCGCGUGCUGCUCCUGGAGCGGUUCGACCUGCUCCACCACAGGGGCUCCUCGCACGGCGAGUCGCGCACCAUCCGCGCCACCUACCCGCAGGCGCACUACCCGCCCAUGGUGCGCCUGUCGCGCCGCCUCUGGGACGAGGCCCAGGCCGACGCCGGGUACGCCGUGCUCACGCCCACCCCGCACCUCGACCUGGGCCCGGCGGACGACCCGGCGCUCGUCGCCGCCAUCAGGAACGGCGGCGCCACCGAGGUCGCCCUCGCCGCCGCCGCAGCCGGGGAUGAUGAGUCGGCGUCGGCGUCCUGGCCCUGGGCGGGCGUGUUCAGGGUCCCCGACGGGUGGACGGCGGCGCCGAGCGAGCUGGGCGGGGUCAUGAAGGCCACCAAGGCCGUGGCCAUGUUCCAGGCGCUCGCCGUCAAGAAGGGCGCCGUCCUCAGGGACAGGGCUGAGGUGGUGGACGUCACCACCAGCUCCAAGCGAGGUGAAGGAGAGGGGUCAAUAAUCUCGGUGAGGACGUCGAGCGGCGAGGAGUUCCAUGGCACCAAAUGCAUAGUGACAGUGGGCGCUUGGACGAGCAAGCUGAUCAGGUCGGUAAGCGGCCUGGACCUUCCCGUGCAGCCGGUGCACACGCUCAUCUGCUACUGGAAGGUGAAGCCGGGGCACGAGCAGGAGCUGACCCCGGAGGCCGGCUUCCCGACGUUCGCCAGCUACGGCGACCCCUACAUCUACGGCACCCCGUCGAUGGAGUUCCCGGGGCUGAUCAAGAUCGCCAUGCACGGCGGGCCGCCCUGCGACCCGGACGGCAGGGACUGGUCCACGGGCGGCCUGGUGGAGCCCGUGGCGCGGUGGAUCGACGCCGUCAUGCCGGACCACGUCGACACCGCCGGCGGGCCGGUCAUCCGGCAGUGCUGCAUGUACUCCGUCACCCCCGACGACGACUACGUGGUCGACUUCCUCGGCGGGGAGUUCGGCAAGGACGUCGUCGUCGGCGCCGGGUUCUCUGGCCAUGGCUUCAAGAUGGGCCCGGCCGUCGGGAGGAUCCUGGCCGAGAUGGCCUUGGACGGGGUGGCCAGGACGGCGGCCGACGCCGGAGUAGACCUCCGCCCCUUAAGGAUCGGCCGGUUUGCGGAAAAUCCCAAAGGAAACCUGUAGGACUCGUUCAAGGCUGAUGGCAACCGCGGGUGGCUUGCUGGAUCGGCGACGGGGCUCCAUUUCAUGUUUUUAUGUCAGAAAAAGUGUGUUCUUGCCAUCUCGUUCCCUUGUUUAUUGUCCUUUUGGAUUCUUGGAUUUUCAAAGAUUGAAGUGGGCGCAUCUCCUCAGUUUGUUGUAGUCUUGCAGACGAAUGUUAAUAAACUGGUCUGAUCAGCUGUAUUAUAUUAUUGAUAGCAAAUCAAGUUCGUUAUUGUGCAGAA
Sorghum bicolor (sorghum) is the source of this 1759-nucleotide messenger RNA. RefSeq names its product probable sarcosine oxidase. NCBI's taxonomy places the organism in Eukaryota, Viridiplantae, Streptophyta, Magnoliopsida, Poales, Poaceae. The record is from RefSeq and is a predicted model, not a curated record. The transcript has 2 exons. Bases 234 to 1499 code for a protein of 421 amino acids. Gene Ontology annotation, molecular function: sarcosine oxidase activity; flavin adenine dinucleotide binding.